CCACUCCCAUUUUCUUUACAGACGCGAAGUUACAGUCCUACAGCAUGGAUCGCAUUCUGUUAUUAAACCUUGUGUGACUGCAAGAAACAAACAACUUAAACGCGUAACGACUCCAUAUUGUCCCCUGAGACAUUACAACUGUGCCCAGUACACAAUAUAUUUGAGUGCAAAGUGGCAUUUGUGUGACAUUAAUGGUCAUUGUGAAAUAUAACUGAAAAAAAAAUUGAUGUGUUGUCAACUACAAGGUCAAGGUCAACAAAUGUACAUUUACAAAUAUUUUUAAAAUUACAGCAUACAUUUGAAAUACGCUAGUGAAAGAAAUGCAACGUUGGAGGAACGUGACAAAGAAUUGACAGAGGCUGGAAUACCAGCAACAACAAACACAAUAAUCAUGCAACGACGUCACCUGCUCUAUCCUUUACCAAGUUCGCGUUUCAAGAUGCAUCUCCGUGGUUGAAAACAAGCGUGAAGAUGCCGCCUAUAACGACUCUCGGAGCCCUAGCGGGAAGCAGCGGUCUCAUCUGGGGCAUUGUUCCACUGUUCGCGAUUGGCUUGGCCUACUUCCGUUACAACACCUUCGACCCUGAAUCCAGGCCGAUAGACAUCACCGAAACACUCAGCGAAUAUGAUUUUAUAGUUGUGGGAGGCGGUUCGGCAGGCGCUGUCGUUGCAAAUCGCUUGUCAGAGAUUUCCAACUGGUCUGUGUUACUGCUAGAAGCCGGAGGACACGAAACUGAAAUAUCUGAUAUACCGUCACUUGCCGGAUAUCUUCAGCUGUCAGACAUGGACUGGAAAUAUCAAACAUCACCGCCGACAGAAUCUCAGUACUGCCUUGCAAUGCUGGGUGACAGGUGCAACUGGCCACGCGGGAAAGUACUCGGAGGUUCUAGUGUCCUGAAUGCGAUGGUGUACGUCAGAGGAAAUCGACAUGAUUACGACCACUGGGCUGAGUUGGGAAACGAGGGAUGGAGCUAUAAAGAAAUUCUUCCUUACUUUAAAAAAUCAGAAGACAACAGAAAUCCUUACAUAGCGAGGACUCCAUAUCACACCACAGGUGGCUAUCUCACUGUUCAGGAGUCGCCCUGGAGAACUCCCCUUUCCCUUGCUUUCGUGCAAGCCGGUGUUGAACUGGGAUACGAAAACAGAGACUGCAAUGGUGGGCGUCAAACAGGUUUUAUGAUCACUCAGGGAACUAUCAGAAGAGGUUCACGGUGCAGCACGGCAAAGGCAUUCCUACGACCAAUACGUUUACGAAGAAAUCUCCAUGUAGCCAUGCACGCUCAUGUCAUGAAGGUACUGAUAGAUUCUUCGGGUACACACGGUCGGCCGAGAGCACGAGCAGUACAAUUCCUGAGGAACAGCAAUUCGAACAUAGUGAGGGCUCGACGCGAAGUAAUACUGUCUGCAGGUGCCAUAGGAUCACCACAGCUGCUGAUGCUCUCCGGUAUCGGACCAAAAGAACACCUCCAACAAUUCAACAUACCCGUGAUCCAGGAUCUCAAAGUCGGGCAUAACCUACAAGACCACGUGGGUCUAGGUGGUUUAACUUUCGUCGUAGAUGAGCCCGUCACUUUCAAGAAAUCCCGGUACCAGACAAUACCAGUAGCCUUAGAAUACAUGAUAAAUGAGCGCGGUCCUCUCACAAUCCUUGGCGUGGAGGGAGUUGCCUUUGUCAACACAAAAUACGCCAACAGUUCCAUAGACUGGCCAGACAUUCAGUUUCAUUUUGCACCAAGUUCCAUAAACUCGGAUGGUGGAGAACAAAUACGACGAGCACUUGGUCUCCGUGACAGGGUAUACAACACGGUGUACAAGCCCCUCGUUAAGGCGGAGACUUGGACCAUUUUACCACUACUCCUCAGACCACGAAGUACGGGCUGGGUUCGACUCAGAAGCGCGAAUUAUCUUCAUCAUCCUGAGUUAAUACCAAACUACUUCGCCUUCCCCGAGGACGUUGCUGUAUUGGUAGAAGGUAUUAAGAUAGCUAUAAACAUAUCAUCUACCCCUGCUUUUCGAAGGUUCGGUUCCAGGCUUCAUACGAUACCAAUGCCUGGAUGUGGACUGCAUACUUUCCAGUCUGACGAGUACUGGGAAUGUGCGUUGCGACAUUUUACAUUUACCAUCUAUCAUCCGUCUGGCACUUGUAAGAUGGGCCCGCACUCAGACCCUGAUGCAGUCUUAGAUCCCAGACUAAAAGUGAGAGGAGUGGAGGGGCUCAGGGUAAUAGAUGCGUCCAUAAUGCCAACGAUUAUCAGCGGGAAUCCCAACGCUCCUGUAAUAAUGAUAGCAGAGAAAGGAGCUGAUAUGAUCAAAGAAGACUGGAAAGUAAUUUGACAAUUUUAAAUCGUUGUUGGAGGACGCCUUAGUUUCUUAUCUUCGGAUUAUAAAACUGUUUUGUACCCAAAUGACGUGAUAUUUACAAGGCACAGUAACACAUUAAUCUAUAAAAUAAGUCUACUUUACUAAAUAUCAGAACAAAGUAAGAAACACUGAUGCAAUACAAUAGUGUAUUAAUUCCAAUAGACAAUUUUGCAUUAAUGUUUGUUCAAUAUUCUUCGAUUAUGUCAGCUUCUAACAACUUCAUGUUAAUCACAACUCUUAAGACUGGAAACAUUUAAGGCCGUAUUGGCACUGUAACAUAAAAGAUCAAGAGCCAAAACAUUAUAUUAGUGUUCCCAUUAAUGUGUUCAAUUAGAAUGUCGCAAGAUUAAACAUUAACGUGUGUUAUAUGUGACUACAAUGUAACCAUACAAGUCUGUAUAAUGUAACGCAUGACGGAGGAGUGAGUGUUUUAAGAAAGCACUACAAUUUUAUACGAACGAAAUUUGACGACCUUCGGAUGAAGGGCUAAAAUACUUGUGUACACUAA
Messenger RNA from Zootermopsis nevadensis, 2869 nucleotides. Its product is annotated as glucose dehydrogenase [FAD, quinone]. Lineage: Eukaryota; Metazoa; Arthropoda; Insecta; Blattodea; Termopsidae. Gene Ontology annotation, molecular function: flavin adenine dinucleotide binding; oxidoreductase activity, acting on CH-OH group of donors. The record is from RefSeq and is a predicted model, not a curated record.